This is a messenger RNA of Mitosporidium daphniae, 207 nucleotides long. Its product is annotated as putative vacuolar protein sorting-associated protein 1. Gene Ontology annotation, molecular function: GTP binding; GTPase activity. The coding region runs from base 1 to 207 and encodes 68 amino acids. Lineage: Eukaryota; Fungi; Microsporidia. The transcript has a single exon. The record is from RefSeq and is a predicted model, not a curated record.
AUGGAUUUGGUGCCAAAAUCAAUCAUGCUUCACCUUGUCAAUUCUUCGAUGGAUGAAAUGCAGCGGACCCUUCUCAAUGACUUGUACAAGAUGGACCAGUCUGAAGACUUGUUGAAAGAACCCGAGCAUAUUGUUAAGCGUCGCCGUGAAGUCAAGCGAAUGAUUGAAGCGCUCAAUAAGGCGGACGAUAUCCUGUCGUCUGUUUAA